UGAGGAGGGCGCGCCAAGGCAGAGCUGGAGAGGGAAAGCCGGGGAGGGCCGGGACAGUGCAAGGAGAGCUCCGCCGCUUGUAGCCGAAGGCCGGGUCGAGGAUGCUGUUGCUGCUCCCGCUGUGGCUGUUGCUGCCGGAGCUGGCGCUCCUGGCGCCGGCUCAGAAGUUUUCAGCGCUCACGUUUUUAAGAGUGGAACAAGACAAAGACAAAGAAUGUAGUGUGGAAUGCACAGGUUCCCCCCAGAAGUCCUUGUGUGCUUCAGAUGGCAGGACUUUCUUGUCUCGGUGUGAAUUUCAACGAGCAAAAUGCAAAGAUCCUCAGCUAGACAUUGCCUACAGGGGAAACUGCAAAGAUGUUUCACGAUGUGUGGCAGAGAGGAAAUAUACCCAGGAACAAGCACGCAAGGAGUUCCAGCAAGUAUUCAUUCCAGAAUGCAAUGAUGAUGGCACUUAUAGCCAGGUUCAGUGCCACAGUUACACAGGCUACUGUUGGUGUGUCACUCCUAAUGGUCGUCCAAUCAGUGGUACAGCUGUAGCACAUAAAACUCCACGUUGCCCAGGAUCUCUAAAUGAGAAGCUGCCACAGCGUGAAGGUACAGGAAAAACAGAUGAUGCCUCAGCUCCUGCACUGGAGCCUCAGCCCCAAGGAGAUGAAGAAGAUAUAGCUUCUCGUUACCCCACAUUAUGGACUGAGCAAGUAAAGAGCAGACAAAAUAAGACCAAUAAAAAUUCUGCAGCAUCAUGUGACCAAGAGCUUCAAUCAGCAUUAGAAGAAGCUAAGCAGCCCCAGAAAGACAAUGUAUUUAUUCCAGAGUGUGCUAAUGGUGGGCUUUACAAACCAGUGCAGUGCCACCCCUCCACAGGAUAUUGUUGGUGUGUCCUUGUUGAUACAGGGCGCCCCAUUCCUGGUACAUCCACAAGAUAUGAACAGCCGAAGUGUGAUAACAGUGCUAGAGCUCAUCCAAGCAAAACAAAAGAUGUGUUCAAAGGGCGCCAGCUGCAAGGUUGUCCUGGAGCCAAAAAGAAUGAAUUUCUGACCAGUGUUCUGGAUGCACUCUCCACGGAUAUGGUCCAUGCUGUCUCUGAUCCUGCAGCAUCUUCCAGCAGGCUUUCAGAACCAGAUCCAAACCAUACCCUGGAGGAGAGAGUUGUUCACUGGUAUUUUAAACAACUGGAUAAAAAUGUUAGUGGUGACAUUGGCAAAAAAGAAAUCAAACCUUUUAAGAAAUUCCUGAGGAAAAAGUCCAAGCCGAAAAAAUGUGUGAAAAAGUUUGUGGAAUACUGUGAUGUGAACAAUGACAAAUCUUUGACAGUUCCAGAACUAAUGGGUUGUCUGGGUGUAACAAAAGAAGACAACAAAGCAGAUACAAAGAAACGCCAUACUGUUCCCAGAAGUCAUGCCGAAAGUACUCCUUCCAACAGGCAGCAAACCUCAAAGAAGCAAGGCUGAACACUUCCUAUCCAAGGCAGAUCUCUCGGACAUGUGGGAGACUCCCUCACCAAAGGUCCAUAAAGAGCAACCGUAGUAUUUGCACUUUGUACUUUAAAUGUAAAUUCACUUUGUAGAAAUGAGAUAUUUAAACAGACAUUUUUUUAAAAAAUCUGUGAAAAUGUAGUAACAGCUUAUUUUAAACAAUUACCACAUACAAUGUAUGUGUCUUUUUUGUUGUCUGAAAUCUGUUUGUGUUGGAGAUGUAAAAGUUUGCAUUUAAUCUGUUUUAAAAAGAAUAAUGUUCUGUCUGAUAGAAACUAGCCUGAUAGCAUAUACUCUGUGUGUGUGUGUGUGU
This is a messenger RNA of Candoia aspera, 1788 nucleotides long. RefSeq names its product SPARC related modular calcium binding 2 (gene SMOC2). Gene Ontology annotation, molecular function: extracellular matrix binding; heparin binding; calcium ion binding. The transcript is spliced from 13 exons. Gene Ontology annotation, biological process: extracellular matrix organization. Gene Ontology annotation, cellular component: basement membrane. NCBI's taxonomy places the organism in Eukaryota, Metazoa, Chordata, Lepidosauria, Squamata, Candoiidae. The record is from RefSeq and is a predicted model, not a curated record. The coding region runs from base 102 to 1451 and encodes 449 amino acids.